Messenger RNA from Hevea brasiliensis (rubber tree), 1629 nucleotides. Its product is annotated as probable mitochondrial adenine nucleotide transporter BTL1. The record is from RefSeq and is a predicted model, not a curated record. Bases 309 to 1391 code for a protein of 360 amino acids. NCBI's taxonomy places the organism in Eukaryota, Viridiplantae, Streptophyta, Magnoliopsida, Malpighiales, Euphorbiaceae. Gene Ontology annotation, biological process: transmembrane transport. The transcript is spliced from 5 exons.
GGAGGCCGAAAGAGAGAGAGAGAGACGCAGACCUCCCAAAAAGAAGCGCCCAAAUUCAGCACUUCAAAAUCAAAAUCACAAAACCCUAAACACGCUCGAUAGAUAUCUCUUAGCCCAUCCCUUGUUCCCUUCUCAGGCACGUCUGUUUCUUCUUCCUCAUUGAAAUAUUAAUAAACGAUUCUUAUCGCAAUUUCUUUUCUCUCUUAAACCUCCUCUGUUUCUCAUCCUUAUUAUUAUUAUUAUUAUCAAUUUAUUUUUUUUUUCCUCAAAAUUAAUUUACUUACGCUACGGAUCGAAAGGACAAAAUUAUGGAUUUUGAAACCCAAUCGCAGAAGAAGAAAUACGGAGCUGGGGUUUUUGGAGAUGUCUGCACUGUUACUAUGAUGCUUCCCAAAGACCUCGAAAUCGAUAAGUUGGAUCCUCCUCCUCCUCACCUCCGAUUUCAACUACCUCAUUUCAAGCUCUCUAUUAGAGAGUUUGUUAAGACUAGAGAAGUUGGUGAGUUUCUCAGUGGGGCUUUAGCUGGGGCUAUGACCAAGGCUGUACUUGCUCCUUUAGAAACCAUCAGAACAAGAAUGGUCGUUGGUGUUGGAUCCAAAAACAUCUCUGGUAGUUUCUUUGAGAUCAUUGAGCAGCAGGGUUGGCAAGGGCUUUGGGCUGGCAAUGCAAUCAAUAUGCUUCGUAUAAUCCCUACCCAGGCUAUUGAGCUCGGAACAUUUGAGUAUGUUAAGCGGGUUAUGAUGUCAACACAAGAGAAAUGGAAUCAGACUGACUGUCCAAGAGUGCAAAUUGGUCCUGUCAGCUUGAACUUUUCUCUCUCCUGGAUUUCCCCAGUUGCAGUAGCUGGUGCUGCUGCUGGAAUUGUUAGCACGCUUGCAUGCCAUCCUCUUGAAGUUUUGAAGGAUCGAUUGACUGUAAGUCGUGAUCUGUACCCUAGUCUAGGCAUUGCAAUUACCAAAAUCUACAAGGAUGGAGGGAUUGGUGCCUUUUAUGCUGGUAUUUCGCCUACACUGAUUGGCAUGCUUCCAUACAGUACAUGUUACUAUUUCAUGUACGAGACAAUGAAGAAUUCUUACUGUCAGUCAAGGAAGAAGAAGUCAUUAAACCGUCCAGAGAUGCUCUUGGUUGGAGCUCUUGCGGGCUUUACAGCUAGCACCAUCAGCUUUCCUUUGGAGGUUGCCAGGAAACGACUAAUGGUGGGAGCUUUGCAGGGUCAGUGUCCUCCUCACAUGGCAGCAGCACUUUCAGAAGUCAUUCGGGAGGAGGGUUUGAUGGGACUUUACAGAGGAUGGGGUGCAAGUUGUUUAAAAGUCAUGCCUUCCUCUGGAAUCACUUGGAUGUUUUAUGAAGCUUGGAAAGAUAUAUUAAUUGCCGACAAACGGCUUGUAUAACGGCUUUGCGAGACAUGGCAUAAAUCCCGUUUGGGGCAAAUGUUGGAAUUAUAAGUCAUAAACAUGAGGCGGAAAGUGGUAAUCAGUUGCCUGGAGGCAGAUAUCUGAAAUCCUGGAUUGGAUAUCCCUCCCUUUACUUUUACAAUUAUGGGAUAGGGCAGUUCUUUUAUGUAUGCCCAUUGCAAGUUGACCAAAAAAAUAUUAGCUGAGCAAGAAAUUUUGGUCCUGUUGGAUUGUU